CUGCAUGUCCCCAUCCGGAUACGUGACAUGUCCCCCAAAUGUCACAUGACUCAGAGACCUGACAUGUCGGAGACCUGUCACUGCUGUGGCCAGGUAGCUCAUGUGAAACAGGAUGUUGUGGGGACCAUAGCAAGAACCCAGUGGGGGGAGCAGAGAUUGAAUCUUCAUCAUGGAUGUAGAAAGUCUUCGUCAGUCCCUGGCUGAAGCUGGUCAGAGCCAUGUGCUGCAGUUUUGGGAUGAACUGUCUGAAACCCAACGCUCUCAUUUACUGGAGGAAUUGCAGGGUUUGAGCUUCCAGGAGCUCAACGGAUUCUUUCGCAGAGCCAUGGACGCCUUUUCUGUAACUUCUACGCAAGAAAAAGUGGACGCCAGGAUGGAGGCAGUGCCAAGAGACAUCCUCGGCAGCGUCACACGGGACCGCGAGCAUCUCGGUGACUGGGAAGCUGAAGGUUUUACUCAUAUUGCACAAGGCAGAGUAGCCGUUCUGCUUCUAGCUGGUGGGCAGGGGACCCGAUUGGGGGUGACGUACCCAAAGGGUAUGUAUGAUGUGGGCCUGCCUUCUCACAAAAGCCUUUUCCAGAUCCAGGCUGAACGUAUCUUGAAGUUACAGAGGCUGGCAAAGGAGAAGCAUGGGAAGGACUGUAUCAUUCCAUGGUACAUCAUGACCAGCGGUCGCACUAUGGAAUCCACUGUGGAGUUCUUUCAGAAACAUCGUUAUUUUGGGCUGAAUGAAGAAAACAUUGUACUUUUUCAGCAAGGGAUGUUGCCAGCUAUGAGUUUGGAUGGGAAGAUCCUUAUGGAGGAAAAGGGCAAGCUUGCCAUGGCUCCAGAUGGUAAUGGAGGACUGUACAGAGCUUUGGGUGCACACGGAGUGCUCCAAGAUAUGGAGAAACGAGGCAUAGAUUACAUACAUGUCUAUUGUGUAGACAACAUCUUGGUGAAGGUGGCGGAUCCAGUGUUCAUUGGCUUCUGUGCGGCUAAGGAAGCAGACUGUGGAGCCAAGGUUGUGGAGAAGAUGAAUCCCACUGAACCAGUCGGCAUGGUCUGCCGUGUGGACGGUGUCUACCAGGUGGUGGAGUACAGUGAGAUCACCCUGGCGACUGCUCAAAAAAGAAGUGCGGACGGAAGACUUAUGUAUAAUGCAGGCAACAUUGCCAACCACUUCUUCACCAGAAGGUUCCUGCAGCAAGUGGUGGAGGUCCAUGAACCUCAGCUGCAGCACCAUGUUGCUGUGAAGAAAAUCCCUCAUGUGGACGCUCGUGGUUUGCUUAUUCACCCUGAAAAACCCAAUGGGAUAAAGAUGGAAAAGUUUGUGUUUGACAUUUUCCAGUUUGCAAAGAAGUUUGUGGUGUUUGAGGUGCUUCGGGAGGAAGAGUUCUCUCCGCUGAAAAAUGCAGACAGCCAAAAUGGGAAGGACAAUCCUAGUACUGCACGCCAUGCACUUAUGUCUUUACAUCACUGCUGGGUUCUCAAUGCAGGAGGACACUUUGUGGAUGAGAAUUGCACCCGAAUCCCAGCUAUUCCCCUCAGUCCCAAACAAGAGGCCGGAAGCGGGCAUGAGCACACACAAAACAACAUGAAGGAUGCCGGUGACUUGCCAAUUCAAUGUGAAAUCUCUCCACUUGUUUCCUACGCUGGAGAGGGUCUGGAACUGUAUGCCAAAGACCAGGAGCUCCACGCACCACUUAUAAUCGACGAGAACGGAGUCCAACAGCUGGUGAGGAAUGGCGUGUGUCACUAGAAGCUGCCAGAAGCGGAGCUCCUUCCUGCAUAUGUAGUAAUAUUUCUGGUGGGGAGGGGGCGCCACUGAUUGAAGGGUACUUGAACAUAUGACUUCAGUGGGUCUUCCUGGCCCAUCUCUACCAAGAACUGGACUUCGGACCUUUUUAGCCUAGAUUUUUACUGCCAAACACAUGUCCCUAUUUAUAGCGGGCUCCAUCAUGAAGGUGAAUAUUAACUAUUUUUUUUAAAUUUGUAUAUAGUAAUCUAUUCUACAUUCAAGAGUUAUUUUAAAGUAUUGCAUCAUCUUUUACUGUUUUUUGUAUUUAAUUUUGGUUAAGGUUAUUUCUUUGAAAAAAUAAAUAAAAUUAAAUUAAAUAAA
This is a messenger RNA of Bufo gargarizans (Asiatic toad), 2101 nucleotides long. RefSeq names its product UDP-N-acetylglucosamine pyrophosphorylase 1 (gene UAP1). Lineage: Eukaryota; Metazoa; Chordata; Amphibia; Anura; Bufonidae. The record is from RefSeq and is a predicted model, not a curated record. Gene Ontology annotation, molecular function: UDP-N-acetylglucosamine diphosphorylase activity. The coding region runs from base 170 to 1741 and encodes 523 amino acids. The transcript has 11 exons. Gene Ontology annotation, biological process: UDP-N-acetylglucosamine biosynthetic process.